CUCGCAGGUUGAACCUUGGCUUCCACGGGGGUCCUCGUGCUGCGGCCGCUUUGCCCACUUGUCCAUCCAUUUACCAGCUCAUGCAUCCGAGCGCUGAGGUGUGCUUAGCCGCUCCGUAUAAACAUUAACCCCCGGCCAGACUUUGAGAUGACCUCCUGCUAAUCUCUCUCUUGAGGAUCUCUGAGGAGACUGGACAGCAGCUGCCGGGGCUCGUGCUCCAUUUGUGUUAAAAUUUAAUGUGGGGAUCAAACUGUCUGGUCUAAAUUUUCAUUUGUUUUGCUUCCGUUUAGAUUUUUCAAGUCUGAAAAUGUUCAUGCCCUGAUCACAAAAGCGCACGGGAUAAUUCCAUUCCCUCCCCCUCAUUUUCGAGGUGCUUGUCCUUCUCUUUUUGUGCGUUUGUUUUCCAGAAUGUACCUCCAAACGUCAUUACCCAAAGUGAGCCUGUCUUUGUGGCAUUACUGUUGGCAGUGUCAACAACUCAUCAGGUCUAGCUGCUGUGAAUGCAUCAACCAAGCCAGACACUGGUGGUGGGAGGAGUGGCUGCACUCCUCUUCUCAAAGGUCACCCAUGGUAUGCUAAUGACCGCCCUCGUGACAUCACCGGGAGCAUAUAAGAGGCGGGCGGUGAGGCUGGGCUGCAAACCCCCUCACAGCCGAAAAACGCAGAGGAAGCCAGCGGCAGGCUGCAGAGCUAGCUCCGUCUGUCUCCACACCUUCACUGUGGUCCCGGGAUACGAGAAGACACCACGCCGGAAAAUAUGCUGUUCUGCCACUCCCAGCCUGAGUCCUACCACCAGCACUCUGCUAGUUACAUUAGAGAGGCCUUGGCGCCUUUCUUGAAGAACGAAGAAGCCAGGUUUAUGGCUGAAAAUGGUGACAAGAGGACCCCAUUCCAGUACAUUCUGUGUGCAGCCACUUCGCCAGCUGUGAAACAGCAGGAGGAGACUCUCACUUACCUCAACCAAGGUCAGUCCUACGAAAUCCGUAUGCUUAACAGAAAACUAGUGGAGUAUACUGAUAUAAGCAGCAAAUAUGUGAAGAGUAUUGUGCGAGUGGUGUUUCAUGACCGUCGCCUGCAAUAUAUGGAGCACCAGCAGCUGGAGGGAUGGAGGUGGAACAGACCAGGAGACCGAAUCUUAGAUAUUGAUAUCCCUCUAUCAGUGGGGAUAAUGGACCCUCGUUCUCACCCUCUGCACCUCAACACCAUUGAGUUCAUCUGGGAUCCAGUCAAGAAUGCUUCUGUUUUCAUACAGGUCAACUGCAUCAGCACUGAGUUCACCCCCAGAAAGCACGGCGGGGAGAAAGGGGUUCCCUUUCGUAUCCAGGUGGACACUUUCACCACCAACGAACACGGGGAAUACAUGGAGCAUGUCCAUUCAUCCAGCUGCCAGAUCAAAGUGUUCAAGCCUAAAGGAGCUGAUCGCAAGCUGAAGACCGACAGGGAAAAGAUUGAAAAAAAGGCCCCUGUAGACAGAGAAAAGUACCAACCAUCCCAUGAUUCCACCGUGCUGAAAGAGUGUUCCCCGUGGCCUGAUGCACUAAAUCUUACCACCGCCACCACCAUCAACAACAACAACAACAACAACAGCAGCAGCAGCACUCCAUCACCAGUUUAUCACAGCUCCCCAACAUCCUGCAGUUUCACAGAGGGCAACUGUUCUCCAAACCAGCAAGGGGAGCUGUUCAUGCCUGGCUGCUCUGAUCAUCUCCUGCCGUCGUUCUCGCCGCAGGACACUCAGCAGUGGCUGCAGCGUCACAGGUUCACGCCUUUCUCAAGGCUCUUCACCAGCUUCUCAGGUUCCGAUUUGUUGAGGAUGAGCAGAGAGGAUCUGAUCCAGAUCUGCGGCCCGGCGGAUGGCAUUCGCCUCUUUAACACUAUGAAGGGGAGGUCUGUACAGCCCCGUCUUACCAUCUAUGUGUGUCAGCAGCAGACCAGAAAUCAACCUCCUAAUAAGCCAGGAGGUGGAGACAUCUACCACGCUCUGUACCUGGAGGAGCUGACACUGUUGGACCUGUCUGAAAAGAUCGCCAUGCUGUACAGCAUCACUCCACAGCAGAUCACACACAUCUACAGACAGAGACCCACCGGCAUCCACAUCUUAGUCUCUGAUGAGAUGGUGCAGAACUUGAGGGAGGAAGCAAGCUUCAUCAUCAGUGCUAUCAGAGAUGAAAACACUGACGGGUACCACAUGGUGUUGAAAUGACCAGCAGGAACUCAGGAGGUUCAGAGUUUCCCCAGGGGAAUUGUACAGAUUGUAAAUAGGUCUCUCUUCACAAUAGUUUGCGCUAGGAUGUUUAGCUUUAAGUUUACUUCUGCUUUUGCUGUCUUUAAUGUUCCUGUUUUAUUUGUACUUUCAGUUACUGAUUCAUGUUGGUAUCCUUUGUAAUUAGUGGUAAACAGUGCUACAUUACCGGCUUACAUUCAUCUGUCCACACAUUUUUUGCCUUAAUGCAGAGUACACGUGAAUGGCUUUCAUGGCAAUAAAACAAGCCACAUUACACGUGUUGGCAUGCAGAGACAAUGAAAAGAAAAAUGAACAAAACUGCUGUGCAAUUGCUUUAAUGAAAAGUGCGUUCAUCUACUGUCCCCCGCUCCUCUCCCACAAAAGAGGAGCUCUGGUGUCAUAUGAUGUGGACUGCUAUAAGGCUCUGUAUUUUUUGGAACACAUUGCAAUAUUUUAAAUGAUUCAGGACUCUGAUCACAGAAUGAAAGACUUCAGGCUGUAGUUUGGAUCUAUGAGUUUGACUUGCUCUGUAUAUUACUCGAAAAUAAAAAGAUUUAGUUUUCUCUUAUGCUGCUCUUAAGUGACAUCAGUUGGGAAAAGGUCAUAUUGCACCAAUAAAGAUUUUAUUAAAAUUAGCAAUGAAAUGAAAAUGUGAAAUUCCUUUUGACAGUUAGAGCCACUAUGCAUAACGUAUAUGUUGAUUAAAAUUGUUUCUCAUAAUGGCUUAUAGUAGAUUAAAAAACGUGUCUUGUAUAUAUACUUUUUAUUUUUUAAAUAAAGCAAAUGUGAUAUAACCAGGA
This is a messenger RNA of Mugil cephalus (flathead mullet), 3024 nucleotides long. It is a transcript of the gene tfcp2l1, whose product is annotated as transcription factor CP2-like 1. Lineage: Eukaryota; Metazoa; Chordata; Actinopteri; Mugiliformes; Mugilidae. The transcript is spliced from 15 exons. Gene Ontology annotation, molecular function: DNA-binding transcription activator activity, RNA polymerase II-specific; RNA polymerase II cis-regulatory region sequence-specific DNA binding. Bases 758 to 2203 code for a protein of 481 amino acids. Gene Ontology annotation, biological process: regulation of transcription by RNA polymerase II. The record is from RefSeq and is a predicted model, not a curated record. Gene Ontology annotation, cellular component: nucleus.